Racocetra persica is the source of this 405-nucleotide messenger RNA. The record is from the annotation of a GenBank genome assembly. Lineage: Eukaryota; Fungi; Glomeromycota; Glomeromycetes; Diversisporales; Gigasporaceae.
CAAAUUAGUAAUAGCUAUGCUAAAUCUUCAACUAGUUAUAUCGAAUCUUCAACUAGUCAUAUCGAAUCUUCAACAAGUCAGAUUAAAUCUUCAACUAGUUAUAUUGAAUCUUCAACUAGUCAUAUUGAAUGUUCAGCUAAUUAUACCGAAUGUUCAACUAAUUGUAUUGAAUCUUUAACUAAUUGCAUUGAACCUUUAAUUAGUUAUAAUGAAUCUUUAACUAGUUGUACUAAUCAAUCUCUACCUUCAAAAAAGCAGCAUACAAAGAAUUCAUCAAAUAAAAUUUUGGAAUCUACAAAUGAUGAUAAUAAUGAGUGGAUAAAUGAAGUGCCAGCUAUUAAAUAUGAUAAUCGAGAUAUUUAUGAAGAUUAUUCAGCUUCAAAAGUUAAUAAUUAUUCAAAAUCU